CUGAAACAUACAAUGCCCGGUAUUGUUUCAAUGGCCAAUUGUGGUCCGAACACCAAUGGAUCGCAGUUUUUCAUUUGUACAGAGAAAACGGACUGGCUUGACAAUAAGCACGUUGUGUUCGGGCACGUUGUGGAGGGCAUGAAUGUCGUCAAGCAGGUCGAGCAACAAGGCAGCAAAAGUGGCAAGCCAAUGAUGCAGGUGACUGUUGUCGAAUGUGGAGAACUUCAGGAUCUGGAAGCCCAGAAUGCUUCGGCUGAUGCUGAUAGUUGA
Messenger RNA from Gongylonema pulchrum, 270 nucleotides. The record is from the annotation of a GenBank genome assembly. NCBI's taxonomy places the organism in Eukaryota, Metazoa, Nematoda, Chromadorea, Rhabditida, Gongylonematidae.